AUGUAUUCUUUUAGAAUGAAAAUUAUGUCCUCCUCCUCCUCCUAUUCGGUUUCUCCAGGAAAAACUUUCACCAAUCUUGAACGUUUUCUGCUAUGCGUCACUCCAGAUGUUCCUUCACUCACUCUUCAGAGAAAAGAUUCGCUAACUGAACUGUUGUUUGUUCCUGAACUGGAGGACUAUGAGUUUGUGUUAGAAGUUGCAUGCCACGAGAUCCUCGUGCUUUCACCUGAUACAAAUGGCCCGUGUCAUCCCACUGGCAAAGACACAAUUGAAUACUUCACUCUGAAAGAUCUUUGGGACUGCUAUUAUGAAUGGAGUGCGUAUGGUGUUGGUACUCCUAUGAUGUUUGCAAGUGGUGACACUCAGAUGCAAUACCAUGUUCCAUAUUUGUCUGCCAUCCAAAUCUACAGUAGCAAAGCUGUUGCAACAGCUUCUAGGCUUCGGAGAGAGGAUAGUGAAGGAGGGGAAUCUGAUUCCUGGAGUGAGGACAGUGGAAGUGAUAAGCUAUCUGUAACACCAAGUAACAAUUCUAGCAAAGCAUGGGAUGUUGGUUCUUUAGAUUCAAACUCUGACCAUGCUGGUUCAUGGACAACAAGGGGUAGUGACCUUUACUUACAGUACAAUGAGACCUCUCCAUAUUGGCAGAGGGUUCCAUUUACUGAGAAGAUAGCUGAGUUAGCUACAAGCCAUCCGGCAUUGAUGACAUUCAAGAGUGUGGAUAUUUCCCCGAUAAGUUGGAUGGCUGUUGCUUGGUACCCUCUUUAUUCCGUACCAUGUCUGAAAAAUAGAAAGGACCUGUCAAGCUUCCUCACUUUCCACACAUUGUCAUCUGUCCAAGAUUGUGCAAGAACAUAUGAUGAAAUUGACACGGCAAAUAUCACCAUCUUCCACUUUGCUUCUCGCUGGUCUGAAAUGGCUACGGUUUUGGUCUUGGUUCUGGUGGGGUUUGGUCUCGGGGUGUUGGCCGUUGUUGCAGCGGAAGCUCUUGGGUUGUUAUGGAUCAUGAAAAGGUUGCGGCGCAAGAGCAAUAAUGACGAAGCCUACUUCUCCUCCAAGACACUAGAUACUACGCUGCUUGAUCCCCAACAGUCUCUGGAUUUUGCGUUUAGAAAGCAGGGUGUGGUUUGGGUUCUGGAACCUGGAAAAAUUUCUAAACAAUCAAGGGAGCAAAAACGGAAAAAUGAUCUCUUGGAGGUUGCUCCUGUUAAGAUGUAUGGACAAAUCAAGGGUCAAUCGCUUAUUCUUAGAGAACCUGAUGGUUUGCACACAACGAUUGAACUCAAGGGCUGUGCAGUUCAAGCCGUGUCCGCAUCAAUACUUUCUUCAAGAAAAUGGGCAAAGAAGUUCCCUAUCAAAGUGGAGAACACAACCUCUGUCAUAUACAAUGGAAACAAAACUAUUUAUAUAUAUCUUGACACUUCAUGGGAGAAAGAAGCAUGGUGUAAGGCCCUCUAUCUGGCUUCAUGUGAUCAAAAGGAAAAAAUCAAAUGGUUUACCCAAUUGGAUGAUGAGUUUCAUAGUUAUCUGACAUCCUUGAACUCUGUAUACCAGUCUUUUAUGAAACCAUCGGUUGGAUCAAGUGUUGAAGUAAUAGAAAGGGCUGGAAAGCCUGAUGGUUCUUCCUCAAAGGUUCGACAAUUUUGGAAAAGGGUUUCUAAAAGAACUUCCCGAGUUGGUUUGGAAAAUAUAUCAACUCGAUAUUCACAGUCAGGUCAUGAAGGGAAAAAGAACACUGAGAAGCUUCGGGCUUGCCAAGAUGCAAUUUUGGCUACUGGUUUGUUGAAGACUGCUUCAACAUCGAAGCAUCUAAAACCUUCCAUGGUUGACAAUGAGAAGUUUGGUAUUGAUGAAGGAACAUUAUGUUGGAAUUUGUUGAUUUCUCGGCUCUUUUUCGAUGCCAAAGGAAACGAACAGUUGAAGAGAUCCAUGCAAGCAAGGAUUCAGAAAACAUUGUCCAAUAUGAGAACUCCUGGUUAUAUUGGUGAAGUCAUUUGUACCAAUAUCAAUACUGGUAACGUUCCACCUUGCAUUGUGGGAAUGAGGGUUCUUCCUAUGGAAAUGAGUGAGGUAUGGGCCGUAGAAGUUGACAUUGAAUAUUCUGGAGGUGCACGAUUAGAGAUUGAAACAAGGCUUGAGCCUCGUGAACUAGAGCUGGAUUCCGGUACAGAAGACUCGAAUCCACAGCCAAACAGUGCUGCAGUCCCUUCAGAUCUUCUUGAAGAUUUUGAAUAUUUUGAAGAGCAAUUGAAUUUUGCAGAAAGAACGAAUGAUUUACAAGAGCAUAAAGAUGAUGGUGAUUGGAACUCUGCAGAUGUUUCUAAGAGCUUUAAGAGCACUAUGCCUUUGUUAAAUCAAGGAUCAAGAUGGAAAUCUAUAUUAAAUUCCGUUGCCAAACAGGUUUCACAGUCGCAUUUGGGGUUGUUGCCUUUGUUGCAACUUCAAGGAUUCACCACCCUUGACUUUAGGAUAGCUUCCCUGUUAGGUGCCUCUCCCCAACUUCGAAGACGUGACUUGGAUUGUGCCAAUGUCAUAUCAGAUGUCAUCGCUAACAGCUCCAAAGCCAGACGGAAACCACUAGCUAGCUGGCUUGGUAGGUGUCUGGUUGCAGUGAUGAAGGGUUCUAUUGUUCAGGAUUUUCGUAUUGUUCCUCUCUCCUUGGCAAUAAGAGUUGCUUCCCUUAGAGGGACAUUGCGCUUGCAUAUAAAGCCACCUCCCUCUGAUCAAUUGUGGUAUGGUUUCACAUCAAUGCCAGACAUUGAUUUCAACAUGGAAUCAUCUGUUGGAGAUCGUAAGAUAACAAGUGCACACAUUGCUUUAUUCCUGGUCAAUAGGCUAAAGACAGGAAUUCGGGAAACUAUGGUGCUCCCUAAUUGUGAAAGUGUAUGCAUCCCAUGGAUGUUAGCAGAAAAGGAUGAUUGGGUUCCUCGAACUGUUGCUCCGUUCAUAUGGGUUAACCAAGAAUUUAGAAACGAAACUUCCACUUCAAUUUAUACCAAUAAUCAAGCUUCUGGUGGAGUGAAAGCUAGUGGUGCACGCAUCUCAAGUAAUGAUUCAGAGCACAAACAACAAAUUUCAACAAGUGCUGAAUCUAGUCGAGAAGCAACUAGGAAAUCAUCAGAUUCUCUAGCACUUCCAUUAAAUUCCUCUGAUUCAGUAACAUCAGAAAGCAGCAGGAGUUUGGAAGAGCUGGAUACACCAUUGUUAGAGAAUGACAAACCUCAAAAAAAUUUAGAUUUGAAAGAAUUUAAGACAUCAUCGUUACAAAAUGACAAACCACUUGAAACUACUGAACAAAAUUUGGAGAAUAAUUCUGAGUCUCAGUCAGAACAUAGAAGUGCGGUCAUGGAGAAACGAAAUCAUUCUAUUGAACAGGAAGAUGGACUGCCAAAAAAAAUGGGGAGAAGGGAAAGGAUGCUUGAUUUGGGAAAGAAAAUGAGUGAGAAAUUGGAAGAGAAAAGGCGUCACAUUGAAGAAAAGAGCAGACAUAUUGUUGAGAAGAUGCGAGGACCAUAA
Messenger RNA from Sphenostylis stenocarpa, 3513 nucleotides. Lineage: Eukaryota; Viridiplantae; Streptophyta; Magnoliopsida; Fabales; Fabaceae. The record is from the annotation of a GenBank genome assembly.